AGCGGGGAAAAUAAAAUAUAUCAGCGUACAGCAACACAUCACCACCAAUGUUCCUCUAUCUCCCCUCCUCAUCCUCCCUCUUCCUCCUAUGCCUUCUCUUCUUCCUCCACCACUCCCCUCCCGUCGCCGCCAAGGAACUCCACUACCAAAUUUGCGGCGACACCAACUACACAGCCAACAGCACCUACGAGACCAACCUCAACAUCCUCUUCACCUCUCUUGUCUCCAACGCCUCCCUUUCCGGUGGCUUCUCCAGCGCCGUGAUCGGCCAGUCUCCCAACCAGACCUACGGUCUCGCCAUCUGCCGUGGCGACGACAACGCCUCCCUAUGCCUCUCCUGCCUCCAAACAGCCUCCCGUGACAUCGUCCGCGUCUGCCCCUAUAAGAUCGAAGCAGUCAUCUUAUACGACCAGUGCCUCCUCCGCUACUCCAACGUCUGGUCCCUAGCGACAACAGAGGCGACGAAGCGAAUCAUGCUGUCGAAUAUCUUCGAGAUAACAACGGACCGUCCCCUGUUCGAGAAGCUACGGGACGAGCUUCUGAGUGCUAUAGCCGAUGCCGCCGCAUACAACACGACGAGGAAGUUCGCCACCGGGGAGGUCAACUUCACGACGGACUUCCCGACGAUUUACGGCCUGGUGCAGUGCACGCCAGACUUGUGGGCAAGCCAGUGCCGGCAGUGCCUUCAGGAUUCGUUCAAGUGGAUACAGACGAACUUUCCUUGGGCGCAGGGGGCAAGGGUGUUAGAAGUGCGCUGCUAUUUCAGAUACGAGGUCUACCUGUUCUAUGACGGGCCGUCCAUGAUAAAGCUUGGUUCGCCGGCGCCGGUGCCAGUGCCUCCCUCUGCAAACCCUGCUAGAGAGAAAGGAAACAAGAAGAAUGUAACAGGAAUUGUUCUUAAAAUUGCCAUACCUCUAGUGUCAUCAUCCUUGCUAAUAUCCAUCACCUGCAUUUGCUUUUGGACAAGGAGGAAGUCGGCAAAAAAUUUACUCCUAGACGAAGACAACCUGGAGGAGAUCACUCAUGCUGAGUCACUAUUAAUUGAUCUAUCUGUGCUAAGAGCUGCAACCGCCAACUUCUCUGAAGAAAAUAAACUUGGAGCAGGUGGUUUUGGUGCAGUUUACAAGGGAACACUACCCAACGGGCAAGAAUUUGCAGCAAAGAGGUUAUCAACAACAUCGAGACAAGGACUAGCAGAGCUAAAAACUGAACUAGUUUUAGUUGCCAAGCUCCGGCACAAAAAUCUUGUAAGGCUUCUGGGUGUUUGCUUGGAAGAGCAAGAGAAGUUGCUUGUCUAUGAAUAUGUGCCUAACAGAAGUCUGGAUACCAUCCUUUUUGAUCCUAUGAAACAUGAACAGCUACACUGGGCAAGAAGGCACAAGAUCAUCCAUGGAAUUGCUAGAGGCCUCCUAUACCUACAUGAAGAUUCUCAGCUAAAAGUUAUACAUCGGGAUUUAAAAGCCGGCAACAUAUUAUUAGAUGCAGACAUGAACCCUAAGAUUUCUGAUUUUGGUUUGGCUAGGCUUUUUGAUGCAGACCAAAGCCAGAGCAUCACAACCCGAGUAGUUGGAACAUUUGGAUAUAUGGCACCAGAGUAUGUUAUGCAUGGGAAGUUUUCAAUUAAGUCAGAUGUAUACAGCUUCGGCGUGCUUGUUUUAGAGAUCAUAACAGGCAGGAAGAACAGUGGCUUCUCUAAUUCAGAAAGUGGAAUAUAUCUUCUGACCUAUAUAUGGGAGCAGUGGAACAAAGGAACAGUUUUGGAGAUCCUGGACCCAUGUUUAUGCAGCAGUUGCCCGACAACUGAGGUGCUAAGAUGCAUUCAGAUUGGACUAUUGUGCGUUCAGGAGAAUCCAUCUGAUAGACCUGAUAUGUCGACAGUCGUUAUGAUGCUCAACAACGAUGCUGUUUCUAUCCCUGCUCCUUCCAGACCAGCGUUUUGCAUUGGACAGAGUGUCAUAGAUUCAAAUGCUAAUUCAAAUGAAUUUGAUGUACGUGGUGGUAUAUGCAACCGAUAUUUGGAUAGGUUGACACCGAUGUCACUAAAUGAGGUGUCAAUUACGGAACUUGAACCUAGAUAAACAUAAAAAUGCAAAGUAAAUGAGGUGGUGUAAAUAUUUGAGGAAGGUUGGUGGCUAAUAUCUUUAAAGACUAAAAUCUUUGUAUAGAGCUUAAAGACUUUGAGACGUGGAUCCUCUGAAACAUUGGAAAACCAAUGUGUAUGUCCCAUAUAUGUCUUAUAUCAUUCCAUAGUCUGAUAAGCUUUGCCUAA
Elaeis guineensis (African oil palm) is the source of this 2269-nucleotide messenger RNA. Its product is annotated as cysteine-rich receptor-like protein kinase 8. Gene Ontology annotation, molecular function: ATP binding; protein serine/threonine kinase activity. NCBI's taxonomy places the organism in Eukaryota, Viridiplantae, Streptophyta, Magnoliopsida, Arecales, Arecaceae. Gene Ontology annotation, biological process: protein phosphorylation. The record is from RefSeq and is a predicted model, not a curated record. Gene Ontology annotation, cellular component: plasma membrane.